UGCGGGCGGGAGGCGGUCCUCCGGCCAGGCCGGGAACGGGGCGGUGUCACUCCACUCCAGAAAAAGGAAACGUGCGCCACCUCUUCUGGAGCGGCGCUCGCUUCUCUUGUGCGAUGGGGCCCCUGCCGCGGACCCUGGAGCUAUUCUACGAUGUGCUGUCCCCCUACUCCUGGCUGAGCUUCGAGAUCCUGUGCCGAUAUAAGAACAUCUGGAACGUCCACCUGCAGUUGCGCCCGACCUUCAUUGCAGGGAUCAUGAAAAGCAGUGGGAACAAACCGCCAGCUCUGCUUCCUUCCAAGGCCAAAUACAUGACAAAUGACAUAAAGCUCCUCGGACAGCACAUCCAGGUUCCCAUCCAGAUGCCCAAGGACUUCUUCUCUGUGAUCCUUGAAAAAGGAAGUUUGUCAGCCAUGCGCUUCCUCACUGCUGUGAAGUUGGAGCACCCUGAGAUGCUGGAGAAAGUGUCCAGGGAACUGUGGAUGCGGGUCUGGUCACGGGAUGAAGACAUCACGGAGCCCCAGAGUAUCCUGGCAGCUGCAGAGAAGGCAGGCAUGUCGACAGAAGGAGCCCGGGCACUUCUGGAAAAGAUCUCAACGCCACAGGUGAAGAACCAGCUCAAGGAGACCACCGAGGCAGCCUGCAAAUACGGGGCCUUUGGGCUGCCUGUCACUGUGGCCCACCUGGAGGGCCAAACCCACAUGCUGUUUGGCUCUGACAGGAUGGAGUUGCUGGCCCACCUGCUGGGAGAGAAGUGGAUGGGCCCUGUGCCUCCAGCCGUGAGUGCCAGACUAUAAGGAUGCCCAGAGGAAGCAGAAUCAUUGGUAUAAGAAGCAGACCAUCUGCUCACCCCUCCUGCACCGAGGGGCACUAGGACCCUGGUUUCCCCAUGGGGUGGAGGCUGUGGUGCCUUAUUUGCUUCACUCUCAGGGCUGCUCUGUGCCUCACAGGUGCCGUUUGAGAGCCCCAUACUCUAGCUUCCCACAAAAUAAACCUAAUGCCAUUGGAUAUACUA
Molecule: messenger RNA, 1012 nt
Organism: Eptesicus fuscus (big brown bat)
Lineage: Eukaryota; Metazoa; Chordata; Mammalia; Chiroptera; Vespertilionidae
Gene: GSTK1
Product: glutathione S-transferase kappa 1
Exons: 8
Coding region: 114-794 (226 amino acids)
Biological process (GO): glutathione metabolic process
Cellular component (GO): mitochondrion; peroxisome
Molecular function (GO): glutathione transferase activity; glutathione peroxidase activity
Source: RefSeq, a predicted model, not a curated record